ACAAAGAAGAGACGAACUCUGAAGGAGCAAACAAAGCGAUCAGAGCCUCCCGGUGUGAUAUGAUAUCAUCAUCAUUAUUAUAUCUCUCGACGUGACGACUGUUUGUCUGCCUCUAAUGUUUCCAACCCACUGAGACCAGGGGGAUUUAUUCCUUCUUUUGUUCUUUGCUUUUUUUAUUGACUAUUAAUAAAAGCAGCCAAAACGAAUAAAUACGGGUCAUUAUGGUUUUGUUAACACUGCAUAAUAGAAGAGGGUUGAAUUGCUUGUGCGCGCAGUUCUUGCUGUGGAUUUUAUGUGCUGUGGACGGUGAGGAGCAGCAAUUCAGUGUGGAGACUUGGCUGCAGCGCUAUGGCUACCUCCCUCCCACAGACCCCAGAAUGUCCGUCCUGCGGUCAGAACAGACCAUGCAGUCUGCUAUCGCUGCCAUGCAGCGUCUCUACGGCCUUAACGUCACCGGUGAACUGGAUAAGAACACCAUUGAUGAUAUCACCAUAAGCUGGAUGAAGAAGCCACGAUGUGGGGUGCCAGACCAGUUCGGCGGUGCCUCGAAAUUUAGCGUCCGAAAAAGACGUUACGCCCUCACAGGGCAGAAAUGGCAACAUAAACAUAUCACAUACAGUAUAAAAAAUGUCACGCCUAAGGUGGGAGCGGAGGAGACCCACAAUGCCAUUCGCCGGGCGUUUGACGUGUGGCAGAACGUCACGCCGCUGCGUUUCGAGGCAGUGCCCUACAGCGACCUGGAGCGCAACAAGAAAGAUGUGGAUAUUACUAUCAUUUUCGCCUCAGGUUUCCAUGGCGAUAGCUCCCCCUUCGAUGGAGAAGGGGGUUUCCUUGCACAUGCCUACUUUCCCGGUCCGGGGAUCGGAGGAGACACACACUUCGAUUCAGAUGAGCCCUGGACUCUGGGGAACCCUAACCAUGAUGGGAACGACCUCUUCCUGGUGGCGGUACAUGAGCUGGGUCACGCGCUAGGCCUGGAGCACUCCAACGACCCCACUGCCAUCAUGGCCCCCUUCUACCAGUACAUGGACACAGAGAACUUCAGACUGCCACAUGACGAUCUGCAGGGCAUCCAGAAGAUCUAUGGACCUCCAGAUAAACUUCCCCAGCCCACAAGACCUCUACCGACGAUCCCACCGGCCCGCUCGCACCCUCCUGCAGAUCCACGCAAAAACGACAGGCAGACGCGACCCCCGCGAAUACCAACUGGCGACAAACCAAUGCACCCCAACGCCAAGCCAGACAUCUGUGACGGCGACUUCAACACGCUAGCCAUCCUCAGGAGGGAGAUGUUUGUCUUCAAGGACCACUGGUUUUGGAGGGUCAGAGAUAAUACUGUGAUGCCCGGUUACCCCAUGCUCAUUAAUGUCUUCUGGAGAGGUCUGCCACCCAAGAUUGACGCCGUCUAUGAGAACAGCAAGGGCAAAUUUGUGUUCUUCAAAGGCAAGCAGUUCUGGGUGUUCAAGGACACAAUGCUACAGCCUGGCUACCCGCAGGACAUCUCAAUGUUUGGAAACGGCAUGCCGGCGCAGAGUAUAGAGACAGCCGUCUGGUGGGAGGACGUGGCCAAGACCUACUUCUUCAAAGGAGAUAGGUAUUGGAGAUAUAAUGAAGACUUGAAAAUGAUAGAUCCUGGUUAUCCCAAGUCCAUCACUGUAUGGAAGGGUGUCCCAGAUUCUCCUCAAGGAGCAUUUGUGGACAAAGCUAAUGGUUUCACUUACUUCUACAAGGACAAAGAAUACUGGAAGUUCAACAACCACAGGCUGCGGGUGGAGCCUGGCUACCCUCGCUCCAUCCUCAAAGACUUCAUGGGAUGCGACCUCACUCCCAUCGACCCCGACAUGCAGCCGACGGAGGACGAGGAUGUGGUGAUUAAACUGGACAAUGAAGCCAGCACUGUCAAAGCCAUCGCCAUCGUCAUUCCCUGCGUCCUGGCGCUCUGCCUGCUGGUGUUGAUCUACACCGUCUUUCAGUUCAAGAGGAAGGGGACGCCCCGACACAUACUGUACUGCAAACGCUCCAUGCAGGAGUGGGUGUGAGUUACACGGCCACAAGACAUGGUGGCGUAAACACCCUAAACCUGCGGAUUUUGGCUCUCGACCCGCGUCUCGCUCAAGGAGAACAGCGAGGGCCUUUGCUUUGAUUCCCCCCUCCAGGAGACUAGGGGCGCAUUUCCUUCCAAAACUCCCUUCUCUUGUCCCAUUGGCCCCGGUGCACCCGCUGUAGGACUUGCGGGAUUGCAAGGAUCCCAUGGUGCAUUGCACCGUCCAGUGCCACUGUUUGACGUGGAAAUCGCUGAUUGCUAUACCUUUAGGUUUUACAAGUGCACGCUGAAAACAUGAAAAAAAAAAAUUAACGAAAAUGUCGCAGGAGUCGCGUUUUUUUUACUUUGCGAAUUUUCACUUGACUCCGAUCUAUUUAUUUUCAAACCGAAAUAUUUACGAUUCCCUUUAAAGCAUCCCAAACCAAAUACAGACUCCAAAGAGGAUCUUUUUUUCUUAUUUUUACUAUUUUAUUAUUAUUAUUAUUAUUAUUAUUCCCUCCCUGCUCUAAAUAUUUUGCAGUGAUAUGUAGUGGGGGAAAUUUUGACUGUUGUGGCAGUCUGUCUCAAAAACAGGGGCCAAAAUAUUCUGCAAUAUUUUAAAUUAGCCUUAAUUAUGGAUUGCGUUGUUGCUUUUGUUUCCAUUUAUUCGUUUGUUUUUAAGCGCCGCUUAAUUUGUCCUGUCGGUUCGGCAGUGCAAUAUUGCUUUGCUCCCUUUGAGAUCAAUUUGAGACCUCAUUUUUGCCAGGGGCCACACUGGAAUGGGGCAGGACUCCUUAACCUCUGCCUAACAUAUCAGUCAAAACAGAGGGAAGACCAAGCCACUGCAACGACAAAUACUAUAUCGCGUUUAUUCCGUCCGACGGUAGAAUUGCAAUGCAAAGGAAGUGCUUGAACCGUUUAUCGUGCUUAACGCUCACUCGUUUGGUCGUGUUUACACAGACAGAGAUUUGAGAAUUCGUUUCUUCCCUUUUUCCGAAAGGUUGCUGUUCGAAACAGAGCAUGUCAUCUCCUUCGGACUGCCUUGUUUUUAGGUCUGGAUGGGAUUUGAGAACCUUGAUGUUUGAACUAGAACCACCAGAGCAACUCAGGACAGCGCUUGAUUCAAAGUGUAUGCAAGCCUUCACAUCCAGUCCUGUGUCUUUACUAUCAACCGAGAAGAAAAUCAAGGAUAUAUCAUGUAACGUUUCAUCAUUGCUUGUGAUCGGAAGUUUCUGCGAAAGGAUCAGACGAUUUUUUGUUUUUACGGAGUCAGAACUUUCGGUUCAGUUCAGGUCUUGCAGUCUGACUCUAGAUCGGUCCUUUGCAUCGAACGGAUGUUAGAACAUACAGUUAUUUGCUUGCAUUAGCAUUUUUUAUGUUUGUUUUUCUUUUUAUUUUUUUUAUUUUUUUUGGCACAUUUGAAAUCAAAUGGUCUAAACCUCAACUUUAAAGUGGUACUUAAAGUGCUAAGCUGUCAUCUGGCACGUUUCUUUAGAUGUGAGAAAAAAAAAAAAAAAAACAUACAUGAUCUAAAAGAAACCAUAUGCGUGUUUCUGGCAAGCAGUGUUUGAAUGUGUGUCUGUAUUGAUGCUAGAUUUUUCUUUUUUUCCAUUUUUAUUGUUUUAAGAAAAAAAAAGG
This is a messenger RNA of Cyprinus carpio (common carp), 3661 nucleotides long. Its product is annotated as matrix metalloproteinase-16-like. Gene Ontology annotation, molecular function: metalloendopeptidase activity; zinc ion binding. Lineage: Eukaryota; Metazoa; Chordata; Actinopteri; Cypriniformes; Cyprinidae. The record is from RefSeq and is a predicted model, not a curated record. Gene Ontology annotation, biological process: skeletal system development; proteolysis; extracellular matrix organization. Gene Ontology annotation, cellular component: extracellular matrix.